AUGACAAUCCGAAAGAGGAACGAAUUUCUAGACAUCCCGUCCAGCGAUGACGAAGGAAACGAGGGCAGCGGCUACGACUCCGACGCCGCGGAGGAGAGCAAGGGACGAUCUCUGAAACGGAGGCGGAUGGCCAUGACGGAUGAGUUCAUGUCUGGCGAAGAAGAAGAAGAAGAAGAAAAAGAAGACAAUGGCAUUACAGAACCCAACAAGACGAAUAAGAAGGAAACCGACUCAACGCCAGAACAGCAAGACACCACCACAACAACAACACCAGAUUCCAAACCGGAGCAAGACAAGAAGAAGAAAAAGAAGAAUAAAGACAUCAAACCCACCAAGAACAAAACAGGCGUAAUCUACCUCUCAACCCUCCCACCAUACCUACGUCCAAGCGCCCUAAAAUCGAUGCUCGAAGCCCGCGGUUUCGCCCCUAUCACCAGGGUCUUCCUAACACCUGCCAUCCCUACCGCAACGGACAGCACAAGACGGAGAUCGAACAAGCGCAAAACCUACACGGACGGAUGGGUUGAAUUUGCAUCGAAGAAGACAGCAAAGAUCUGCGCGGAGACGCUGAAUGCGUCGAUCGUCGGUGGGAAAAAGGGUGGGUGGUAUCAUGAUGAUCUGUGGAAUAUGAAGUAUCUUCGCGGGUUCAAGUGGGAUGACCUCAUGGAACAAGUGCAGAGGGAGAGGUCGGAACGGGAAGCGAGGAGGAGGGUUGAGGAUUCAAGGGCGAGGAAGGAGGAGAAGGUGUUCCUUGCUGGUGUUGAGAAAGGGAAGGUUCUUGAUGGGAUUCAGAGGAAGAAGGCGGAAAAGAGGAGGAAGGAUAAGGAUGAUGAUGGAGCUGGAGCUGGAACUGAAGAGAGACAAGGGGAUGCUCAGGUUAGGAGGUUGUUCAGGCAGAAUGAAGUUAAGGGGGGUGAUGGGAAUGUUCAGCUUGCUGAAGAUACGAAGAGGGUGUUGGGGAAGAUUUUCUAG
This is a messenger RNA of Monascus purpureus, 972 nucleotides long. The record is from the annotation of a GenBank genome assembly. Lineage: Eukaryota; Fungi; Ascomycota; Eurotiomycetes; Eurotiales; Aspergillaceae.